GAGUGUGAGGGCUAGAGGAUUUUGUGGGAGGAGGGGUGGUGAUGGUGGCGGCGGCUCUCUCCCACUGCCGUUGAGUUGCCGGUUCCCACGCGGCGGCUGCAGCCUCGGCUAGACGUGGCGCGUGCUGUCUGGCGACUGGGUGCUGCAGUCUUGCACCCAGCCCAUGAUGCUAGCUUCUGCACGCGUGCUGCUUGAUGACACGGCGUGGAGCAGGGGCUAGGGACUGUGUGUGCACAUCGGCGACGCGGUCUUGUCUAAAAGGGGCGACACGCUCAGAGGGGCAGGACGGCGGCCUGUGCGUAGCUUACAGCCCAGGGGCCCGGCAUGUGACCACCUAUUGUACGUGUGUGUGUGUGCCGCGUGCACACGUCGCCCGCUCCUCUCUUUGUUCGCCAACCAGUGUGCUCGCUUUGCACGGAGAGGCACGAGAGCGGGAGACUGGAAUCCUCACCACGCUUGCUUCUUCUUGUCUGCAGAUCGUCAGAACCGUGGGGGGGUGGGGACUGUAACGUCGGUUUUUUUCUUGCCCGUGUGCUAUACCACCCCCGCCCAGCCUCGCCUGCCUGCCCUGAAGUCGACCAGCAUUCUUUACGGCUCUGCCGGUAGAGAAGAGAGAAAAAGCAAAAAAGAAAAAAAAAAGGCGUGGAUACUUCUCGUGCCAGACUGCUUUGUGGUGAGCCGACAUCUACAGCUGAUCACAGGGUACUGAUACAGCUGCACUGUGCACAUCUACGAUUGAUCACACCUUACAACACCGACAGGCACGUCUGCAAGCUCCUCACGGAGACCAUCAACCUAAGGCUGAACGGGUGAGUUUGGCUGAUAGCACAUUACUAUGACUACUACCAUGCCAUUGAUAGGAGAGAGAGUUGUGAGUCUGCUGCUAUUUGUCCACCUCAACAUGGCGUUGGAGACACUCAUCACAUUCCGUGACCCAGGGGGUAAUCCCUUUCAGCAGCUGAUUGUGCACAGUGUGACAGGCACUGUGUAUGCUGGUGCCACUAAUCGGCUGCACCGCCUGACCCCCACCCUCACUUUGCUGCAAAGUGCAGCCAUAGGACCCCGAGAAGACAACCCAAACUGCCCCCCACCUCUUUUACCUUGCCUUGAGGAGAAAACACUGCAUGACUCUGUGACCAAGGGACUAGCGAUAGACUAUGAAGACAACACUGUGUUAUUGUGCUCCACAUUGUACCAUGGCUUGUGUCAGAAGUUGGACUUGAGCAACAUCACUCAUGUGGUCAAGUUGAUUCACAUGCCACUUGUCCCCAACGAAAAAGAUUCAUCGUGCGUAUUGUUUGUGGGCCCCAGCAUGAAUGGCGAGAAGGCCUUGUAUGUUGGGGCUGAGUACAGCAACCUGGGGAACAAAAACUACAGAGACUUGGUGUACAGCAUCAGCAGUCGCCAGCUCAGUGACCUUAACCUCAUCUUUAGGGACCAAGAUGGAAAUUCCAAGAAGGUUAUGGGCACAAAAAAAGUUAUCAAGGAUGAGUUCAAGGCAAGCUUCCCUGUGAAGUAUAUCUAUGGAUUCAUCAGAGGUAUGUUUGCAUAUUUUGUGACAGUCCAGAAAGAGAGCCCCACAUCAGAUAAGAUGGUUUCACGCAUCAGUCGGGUGUGUACCCAGGAUCGCUUUUUCUACUCGCACAUUCAGCUUCCCUUGCUGUGUGAUGCCUCCUCAGUAGCACGCUACGACAUCAUCCAUGGAGCAGUACUUCACCCCAAGGAAAAUAAGCUAUUUACUAUUUUUUCUGAUUCUACUGCGGACACCUGGAAUGAGGGACAGCAGGCAUCAGUCCUGUGUGUUCUAGAUUUAAACCAAGUUGAUGCAGAGUUUAAUCGCAGUGUAGAGGAAUGCUACAAUGGCAAUGGUCGAGUUGGCCCGCAACACUUUGAAACAGUGCGCACCUGUGUGAAAACGACUGCUCCUGUGGAUAUGUGUGCCCAAAAUCCAGAAGCAGAAGCCUACCCAUCUAUUGAGGGUAGUCGGCCUGUGUUAGCGGUAGCUGUCUGGACACUGGUGGGUCAGCUAGGCACAGCACUAACUGUUCAGAGCAGUGGCCAGCUGGAUUUGGCCUUCAUUGGCACAACAGAUGGAGACUUACUGAAGGUGGUUGUACAGGGAACAAGUGGCAGAGACGUUGACAGGUUGCGAGUGGACUCGCAGGGUCCAGUGCUGCAGGUGGUAGACUCAACUGAUAUGGAUAACCUCUAUGUCCUUACACCAUCCAAAGUAUCACUCGUUUGGGCUCGUCACUGUGAGCAUCGAAGCAGUUGUGAGGAAUGUGUUGCCGAUAGUGAUCCUAUGUGUGGUUGGUGCAUCAUGCAAAACAGAUGUACUGCUGAAGUACAGUGUGAUAGAUCAGCCAUCACUCCCAACUGGCUUCCUGCAGCAACAGCAACUUGUGCAGCCAUGACAAAUAUCCAGCCACAAGCGGUCAGCUUUGAGAGUCUUCAGUCUGAUAUCCAGUCCACCAAGCAGAUAAGUUUUGAGCUUGAUCAUGUCAGUGUGAAGCCUGAGAAGGAUACCAAGCUGGGUUGCAUGUUUGUAGCUGGUCAGUCAGAACACCAUACCCCAGCUACUCUCAAGGAUCAUGUCAUCACAUGUCCCCUUCCUGAUCACACUCGCUUACCUCGCAUACCUCAGGGUAAGGAUCAUGAGGACAUGGUUCUUCAUUUCCAUGUACAAGGCAAAUCAGUUGUAACAAGAAGUGUUUCUGUGUAUGAUUGCAGAAGUAACACAGACUGUAGCAGCUGCACUAACAGCUCCUACCAGUGUCAAUGGUGCUAUGCUAGUGGAAUCUGCCUGAGACAAGGCAAUGCAUGCCCUGCCAACAAGGAGUAUUCUGUCACCCCCAUUACCUCUCCUAGUGCCUGCCCCCUUAUUUGGACAUUUUUAAAAGACAAAGACAUAUUAGUGCAUGCUGGAGAGAGCCGCCAGAUUGCAGUGCAAGUGCGCAACCUGGAAUCAAGUCGGACAAAAGAGGUCAAAUGUCACUUCAGCUACCUUGAUUCUAACUUCUCUGUAGCAGGUGCCAUUUCUUCUCAGUCCUUGACUUGCAGUCCUGUUAGGUUUGAUUAUGCUGACAAGAUGCAGCUACCAUACGUAACUGCCAACUUCAAGGUUACCUGGGGCCCCAGUGCUCUUCCCUUGGACAAUUCUCAAAAUAUUCAGGUGAGGAUCUACAAGUGUCCUCUGAUGGUCACCAACUGUGGCAAGUGUCUGAGCAUGGAUGCUGAGUACGAGUGUGGUUGGUGUGGCGACAGAUGUACUCUGCAAAAAUAUUGCCCUCCUUCCUUGUCCUGGAUGGACCGUACAGCCACCUGCCCUGGGCCUCAAAUUUUGCGAUUUAGCCCUACUACUGGGCCAGUCAAGGGCCGAACAAGCAUGUCUGUGACAGGUCUCAACCUUGGUAAAACCUAUGCAGACAUUGCGGGGGGCAUCACUGUUGCUGGUGUCAACUGUGAGGUCAAACCUGACCACUAUGAACCCUCAUCUGGGUUUGUCUGUGAGACAGAAAUGACGGACAAAGCAGUAAAUGGUACUAUCACUGUGGUUGUUAACAACCAGUACAAAGCUGAAUCAGAUUCACCCUUCUCCUUUGUUGAUCCAGAAUUGGUGGACAUCACACCCAAAGUAGGACCAAGGUCAGGAGGCACAACUAUCUGCAUCAAAGGAGAAGACAUGGAUGCAGGCAGUGACGUGACUGUUAUGAUAGAUGGCGGGUUAUGCCAAGUGCUCAAACGAAAUCGGACUGUGGUGGAGUGUGUGACACCAAAGCAGACUGGAACAGAAAGUAAUGUGACAGUGGAAGUCAAUUUUGGUGGGAGCAAAAAAUCUGCUCCGCAGAAAUUCACUUAUGCCGCCGAUCCUGUUAUCUUCAGGAUUGAGCCCAUGAAAAGUAUACUCAGUGGUGGAACAUUAAUCAGAGUAAUGGGCAAGGAACUGAACCUGAUACAAAAUCCCAAGUUCUUUGUGACAUAUGGUGGCAAAUUUUUUACCUCUAAAUGUGUAGCACCAGAGCCAUAUGGAUUAGAGUGUGAGGUGCCAGAGAUGCUCAACACUGUAACAGCAGCAGGUGCUAAUGUGACAGAAACCAGUCCUCUGGAGGUACACUAUGGCUUCAGUUUGGAUGGUGUAACAACAUUCAGAAACAUCUCCCACCAGCCAACAUUUCCUCCACUGCUUCUCUACCCUGAUCCUGACAUUAUCCCAUUUUCAGAACAGGAGCAGACCAAGCAGCACAGAGACAAGAAUCACCUGGUUGUCAAGGGCCAGUUCCGUAUAAUCAACAAUCUUAUGGCCAGUGUGUUCGUAUAUGUUGGAAAGGAACCUUGUUUAAAUGUUGCUGCAACAGAUACCGUAAUUACCUGUGAGCCACCUUCUAAGGCUCCAGAUGGUACUGACCUCAGUGGAAAGGCCCAAGUACAGGUGCGCAUUGGGAACUUGGUACGGACUGUGGGCUUUCUGCGCUAUUAUGAGGCAUCUGGAGCAGAUAAACCUAUGGCACUAGGUGUUAUUCUAGGUGUAGUUCUUCCCAUCCUGGCCAUCAUAAUCUUACUGACAGUUUGUGUGUUACGCCGCCACCGCAAGCACAAGCCAGCUACAGACUACAUCCCAGACGUUUUGCAAGACUACCAAGGUCAAAAGGAAGAAGAAGAAAUUGGCUUAAACCAUGUUGCUGUCACUGCCGACAUGAAUGGUCAGCUGUGUGAUGAGCGAGAUUCUGGACCUUACAUUGCUGAUUUGCUAGGGCGGUUUGAUGACACAGCUCUCCGUCACAGUAUUACAACAAUGUUAAUACCUCGAAGCAAAUUGGAUAUGGGCGAGUUAAUUGGAAAAGGCCACUUUGGGGCAGUAUACAAAGCACAACUACAGCGUGGAGAUGACAAAUCAUCUCAGGUUGCUGUAAAGACACUCCAAGCAAAAGUCAGCGAAGUAGAGGCUAUACAAAACUUUCUGCAGGAGACAGCACUGCUGAAGGAUCUACAGCACCCCCAUCUUCUGCCCGUGGUUGGUGUGUGUAUCACUGCUAGUGAUGACCCCAUGGUUGUGUCACCUUUCAUGGCUACUGAAGAUCUCAAGAGUUAUAUACGAGAGCCAUCCAAGAUGCUGACUGUAGCUGACCUGGUUGGCUUAGCUAGUCAGAUUGCUGAUGGCAUGGCAUACCUGCAGGAAGUGAAGGUUGUGCACAGGAACUUGGCUGCAAGAAACUGCAUAGUGACGGAGGAGAGAUGUGUUCGUCUAACAGACUACGGUGUAACUGGGACCCUCUUCCCACAGCAGCACUAUGUUUCUGAAGAUGGAUGUGCACAGGGUCUACUCAGGUGGAUGGCCCCAGAAUCAGUCAUCAAUUUUCAGUUCUCCUCCAAGUCUGAUAUUUGGUCAUUUGGCAUUGUCUUAUGGGAGUUGUUUACAAGGGGCAUUACGCCCUACCCUGAUGUGGACAAUGCCGGUAUUUUGGCUCAUGUCACUGAAGGCAAGCGCAUGAAGAAACCGAAACAGAGUCCAGAGGCAGUAUAUGGGAUGAUGCUGGCAUGCUGGAGUCAAGCUCCAGAAGACAGACCUGACUUUUCUCAGCUGCUCCAGCAGCUGCAGCUGCUUAUCUCACCCAAGGAGAAUGAAGAUGAUCCUUCAUGUCAACUGCUUAAUAAUUCUGUGGAUAUCAGUGGCUCAACAGAGUACUUGGAGGUCAUAGGGUGAUCGCUUGGCAUUUGACAGUCUCUAAUAGAAUCUGAAUGUGAUGAAGUGAAGAAACUGUACCUCAACCUUCAGAUUUAUCGUCCACUAGACAGACUUAGUCCUAAAGUUGAUUUUAGCCAAACUUACUCCAUAAUGGAGACCUUGUAGAAUCAGGGUACUUGCCAGUAAUCCAACGGCCACCAGUUUUGAAAUGCUGGCAGGAUUACUCAAAUGUCCUUGGAGAUGAGGUUAAUGUGUGCAAGGUUAGAGCUUGUGCUGAUAGACAGCUACAGAUGAGCAUUAAAUCAAGCAGUAAACCCUUUUCCUAACAUGAUGUGUGAUAGUGGUUCAUUGAUCAGCAUUUUAAUGCAUUGGUUGUCUGUCAGCAUAACAAUGUCCAAUAGCAAGUAACAUCUUUACACCUGCUAGAGAUGUGGUGCAUAAGGUGUGACCUGGAUGCCAGCUAGAACAUUCAUGUGUAACUGACUUCACUGUAUAUUGCACAUGUACUUGCUGCCAAAGGCUACAACUUUUUUCACUUAAUUACAUCGUUGUGAUGAAACUUUGGGGAUCUGUUCACAUCAACAUACGAUUCAAAAAUAAAACUGGACUAUACAAAGCAAACAAAAAGAAUGAAAUAGCUUCAAAUGUGAGGAAGAUAAUAACUGCUUACUAAUGAGAAAAAGCAUGUGUGUGGAUAAAUGCUAAAACAUCAAGUCAAAGCUCAAUUCAGAGUGAAAUUGUGACAAAUGUGCCAACUUAAAAGUACGCACCAAGACUUCCGUGCCUCUACCAUCUUUCACUUUUUGCAGAGUCCUUGCACUGCAGGACUGGCACUCAAACAGCUCCUCAUGACGUUGCCCUGCAGAUAGUGACAGUAACCUACAGAGGCAGAAACAUUCUCCAAACACUAGGUUUAGAAGAAGUCACCCUGCAAAUAGCAGCAAUAACCUUUAGCAGUAGGCACCUGCUCAGUCUGUACCUAGCUAUAGGAUUAGAAGUAGAUGUUUUA
This is a messenger RNA of Pomacea canaliculata, 6692 nucleotides long. RefSeq names its product plexin-A2-like. NCBI's taxonomy places the organism in Eukaryota, Metazoa, Mollusca, Gastropoda, Architaenioglossa, Ampullariidae. The record is from RefSeq and is a predicted model, not a curated record. Gene Ontology annotation, biological process: semaphorin-plexin signaling pathway involved in axon guidance; regulation of GTPase activity; protein phosphorylation. Gene Ontology annotation, molecular function: protein binding; semaphorin receptor activity; protein kinase activity. The transcript is spliced from 26 exons. Gene Ontology annotation, cellular component: semaphorin receptor complex. The coding region runs from base 836 to 5701 and encodes 1621 amino acids.